Molecule: messenger RNA, 1229 nt
Organism: Cinclus cinclus
Lineage: Eukaryota; Metazoa; Chordata; Aves; Passeriformes; Cinclidae
Gene: OXLD1
Product: oxidoreductase like domain containing 1
Exons: 2
Coding region: 19-432 (137 amino acids)
Cellular component (GO): mitochondrion
Source: RefSeq, a predicted model, not a curated record
GCCAGGGCCUGCGGCCGGAUGCUGCUGCGGGGGGCGCGGGGUCUGGCGGGGGCGCGCCGGGGGCCCCCAAACAACCCCACAGAAGGGACCCCGUGCCCCAACCGUGCCAACACCUGCAGCCCCCGGGGACAUUCGGACACCCCAGCAACGGCCGGCGGCCCCUCGGACACUCCAGGAAGGGACAACAGGACAGCCACCCCUAAUGGUGACAGGGGGGACCCUCCUGCAGCCCCCCUGAUGCCCCCCCCGCCCACCCACUGCUGCGGGACCGGCUGCCCCAACUGUGUCUGGGUGGGAUACGUGGAGGAGCUGCUGGAGCUGCACCGGGAUGGUGGAGCCCAGGCCUUGGCGGCCGUGGAGCAGCACGUGGAGGACGAGAACAUCAAAAUGAUCCUCAGGAUGGAGAUCAGGCUGCGUGCCAGGAAGGACUGAGCCUCCCCUCGGCCUCCCAAAAUGACGGGAGACAGCCCUGGGGUGCCAGGAUCUGGACUGGGGUUAUUUAUAGUGUUUAUUGUGUGCUGAGCACGGGAUCCCAGGGGUGUCACACGAGGUCGGGUCACCUCCUGUCUCAGAGGGAGCUGCCCUUGGGGACAGGCAGUGGCUCAGGCCUCUCCUGAGCCCUGGAUUUCCCAGGAGCUGGAUGCUGUGCCCUCCUCAUCUUGGCAAAUCCCUGCCAAGGGCAUGCUGGGACAGCCCUCCUCCUCCUCCUGUGCUCCCAGCUGGAAUUUAAACACCUUGGAGGGAUUUUCAGCACCUUGGCCGUGCCCUGGUGAUGGGGAGGGCUGUGCCAGACCCCUCCUCACUGGCACCACAAAGCCUCUUAGGGGCCUCUCUAUGGGGAGAGCUCAGGGGGACAGCGUGUGGCAGCGAGCACGUGGGAAGCAGCAGCCUCCUGUCAAGGACACUGGCCCUGUCCCUGGUGUCACAUCCUGCCAGGCUGCACUCCAAGGUGCCUUUUCUGCCUCCAUCUUAAAUCUCCAUAAACUUGUCCCAAACCCAACUCCCCUCCAUCCUGGGGGAUUUACAGCCACUGAGACCCACACAGACCCCCCACAUCAUCCCAGGACAAGGUCCCCAAGUAGCCACUGAGCCUUCAAGUGUCACUCAGUAAUGAACCCCAAUUAACAGCCAGGUUCUGCUCUCUGCCAGGGAAGUAGGUGGUUCUCCAUGGAAAACACUCCUAGAUCCCUUUAAUCCUAUUUGUUAGAGCCCAACUAAUUGCAAUUAGU